This is a messenger RNA of Histoplasma mississippiense, 4857 nucleotides long. RefSeq lists its product as hypothetical. The transcript is spliced from 5 exons. Bases 1 to 4857 code for a protein of 1618 amino acids. NCBI's taxonomy places the organism in Eukaryota, Fungi, Ascomycota, Eurotiomycetes, Onygenales, Ajellomycetaceae. Gene Ontology annotation, molecular function: zinc ion binding; nucleic acid binding. The record is from RefSeq and is a predicted model, not a curated record. Gene Ontology annotation, biological process: DNA integration.
AUGUUGGCCAUACCUAACGCCUGUGGAGACCAUGGAUGCACUCCAACUGGAUUCGGGCCUGGCCGUACCAUGCUGCUGAAGAGCCCGAUAGAGCCUAUGCCUACACCGAGACAUGCGAUUGCACGAUGUGAACCGUCAUAUAAGCAAUUGGCUUGCGACAAGGCCAAUUGGCUCUUCCGUGGAUGGCGGGAAGUGAGGUUCGAUGUUGCCAAUGGAGUGCAAGAUGAUUUCAGAUCACGAGCUUGGCAUGCUGACUCAGCCGCAUGUGGAUACUACGGCUACCCUAGAUCACGUGCUCCCAAUCUUUACGAUUUAAACCCCAUGGUUAAUUUGAGAUCGGGUGGAACGCCUGAUUUGACGAAAGAAUACACGAAAUCGAACGAGUCGAAUAUCGAAUACGAAGACCCGGUUAACGACAACGAAAUGUCAGAUAACGCGGGUGGCCCUAGUAGCCAUGAUGUGAGCGAAGAAACUCGCAUGAGACUGGAGAUCGCGAGACUCCAACAUGAAGUCCAACAAAUGAGAACUGGUAGGGGUCAGGCCUCUACAAGUGAUGAGAACAUCAGUGCAGAUCUAGCAAACUAUCUGCAGAGGAAAGGCAGAACGUCUGCUAUCGUGAAAAUCCUUAAUGAGUUCCGUGAUCAAGUGAGACCCAUAAGGAAGCCAGUUGUACUGACCGGAUCUGGGAACUACCCCAUGUGGAAAGAAGAGAUCCUCCUCGCAGCGAGGCAAUCUGAAACCGAUGACAUCCUUGAUGAGAAGCAAAUAGGCCCUGAUGAUAAUGCCAGCACUGAUAUGCAGCGAUUUUGGAAAGAACGCAACAUGUGGCUAUACAACUACAUGUGGUCAUCAGUUGCCCCACAGGCAAAAUCUCAUUUUACUAUACCCAAGGAUUGCGAAUUAUCUGCGUAUUCUCUAUGGUCUAUCAUAGAGGACAAUUUCGCUGAAAGGCCUGCUGUCCUAAGGACAAGGUUAUACAAGGAGAUGACAAGCAUGACAGCCAAGUCAAAAGGCUCUGAUCGCGCGUUUAUCGAACGCUUGAUCGCCAUAAGGACUGACUAUAUCCGCCUAGGAUAUAGGGUCGAAGAUUUCAUGUUUUUUGACUGCUUACUUACUGGGGUAAGCAAAGGGUGGGCCUCGUUCAUUAAGAACCGUAUGGACCAAAUUGAGAAAGAUAACGCCCAACCCUUAGAGAGUGAUUUCAUGGCCCUUUGCCGCGAUAUCCUCUUGCGGCUUCCGACAACUGAUGAAUCCAAUGCUGACACGUCUAGGAACCCUACCAACAACGCGCAGGACUCCAAAUCCGACAAGAAGGAUAAGAAGGGCAAGGAUAAGGAUAAGGAGAAGGAGAAGGACCCCAAAUCUGACAAGAAGGGCAGUGAGACACGGACCUGCUUCCAUUGCCAGAAGACCGGUCAUAUCCAGAACGAUUGCUGGAAGAAAUACCCAGAGAAGCGUCCGUCCAAUCCCAACAACGCCAAUAAGGAUAAGGACAAGGGUGAUACCAAUGCUGGCACUGCUCCUGUCCAUAACGUCGUGGAACAAGUAUUCUGUAUGACGGACAAGGCCUACAUGAGCAGCGAAAGACCCACGAGAGAUACCUGGAUUCUAGACUCGGGUGCGGGUGCCCACGCAACACCUCAUAAAGAUCUUGUCGUGGCAAAGCCCCAAAAAUAUACUGUCAAGUUGGAAAUGGCAGAUGGAACGAUAGUGCCUGCCGCAGCGAUAGGCGACACGAAGAUCACCGUUGAAGGGGCGGACAUGCUACUAACUGGCGUCCGCUACGUCCCGAAAUUAGAAGUGAACCUCAUGAGCAUGGGUAAGCUCGUACGCCAGGGCUUUACCUUCAAGCAGUUGGCAUAUGGAAGCAACCACGCCGUGCUCUUUAUGUCCCCAGAUAGAACGUUCUCCUUCACGGCGAAGUUGAACGACAAUGAUAUCUACGAGGUGGAGAAGCCGCCUACCUUCAAGGAUCUAAUUCGAUUCGCCCUGUCCAACGGCAAAUUUGAACCUGUCAACGCGAUGGCGGACGACAGGACUACUGACGCGAUACUGGCGCUGCCCAACAACGACAUAAAGGUUAUAGAACUAACAAUGACACAGUGGCACCAAAAAUUAGGGCAUCUAAAUCCCGCGGAUAUCGCUAGAAUGGCAGCAGAUCCACGCCUAGGAAUGAGAAUCAUCGGCCAACGAGCUUUACCGUUUUGCAAAGUCUGUGUCCAAGCAAAGAUGACACGUCCAACCUUUGCGCCCAUGACGCGAGCUACCAAGCCGGCGAUGAGACUCUUCAUCGACCUAGCAGGGGGUGGAAAAACGCUUUUUGACGGGAACGACCUACCCACUAGGGGGGGUGCUAGCUACUGGCUAGGGAUAACAGAUGACGCUACGAGAUACCGAUGGGCAAUCUUGAUGAUGUCGAAGGGUGAGUCUACCGCGAGAUUAAUGAACUUCAUCACAGGCAUUGAGGCAACUACGCAACGCCGUGUAGGCACCCUACACUGGGAUGGUGGCAGCGAGUUUAAAGGCCAAGAUCUGAAGGCCUACUGCCAGAGCAGAGGAAUUGCGUAUGAAACGACUACGCCUGAUACGCCGCAAUCGAACGGCCCUGCUGAACGCGCCAACAGGAUUGUUGCAGAAAAGACAAGAAGCCUUCUAUUUGAUAGCGGACUAGCUAAGGAAUUGUGGGGUGAGGCGAUGCAAGCCGCGAUCAUGAUGAUCAACACGUCCCCAACGUCAACUAAGAUAUACGGAUGCAAGCAAGUAGUUCCGCUUACGCCAUUUGAGGCAUGGACUGGGGUGCAACCUACUGCCCAUUGGAUACGCAGGUGGGGGUGCAAGGUCUACAAGAAGAACCUAAAGGUUACCAAUAAGCUCGCGGAUAGGACUGACGGCAAGGAAUGGCAGCUAGUUGGCUACCAAGGACUGCACCAAUAUCGUAUCUGGGACCCAAUUGGCCGUCGCCUUGAAAUCGCGCGAGAUGUCGUAUUCGACGAAGGACUAGACAAGGGUGAAACCACGCCUGCGAACGUGGUGAGGCAAUCGAGCGAAUUACCAGAAGAAUUGGACGUACUAGAUGCUGCUGAUGGGUGGCAACACUGCCUCCUGCGACACCUAGCAAAGGUGAAACCUGACGUUUUGAAGAUGAUUGCCAAUGGGGAUCUUGAAGGUGCGAUAGAUCCAACAUACCUUCUAGAUAAUGAGACAGAACUUGUCGAGAAUGAUGAACCAGAAGACCCUGCCAAUGAGGACGAUCCUGUCCUGAGCACCCUAACUGACCGCCCAACUACCGUGGCGGAAGCCAAAAGGAGCCCUGAUUGGGACUACUGGUAUGAGGCGAUGAAGAAAGAGGUCAGCAUGUUUGAGAACAAGCAGACAUAUAUUGUCGUUGAGAAGACCCCGGGCAUGGAUAUCUUAACUGGUAAAUGGGUGUUUGAUCGCAAGUUGAACAAUAAGGGAGAAACAAUCCGGUUUAGAGCUCGCUGGGUGGUUAGGGGAUUCCUCCAACAACAAGGAGUCCACUAUACAAAGUCGUACGCCGCGGUGGUAUCAGGACCCACGUCACGGAGCUUAUUCGCAAUCUCAACGGCAAAGGGGUGGAAGGCAAAGGCGAUCGACUACGUCUCCGCGUUUUUGAACGGCAUACUACCGCAGCACGAGAUGGUAUAUAUGCAACUGCCUACAGGGAUUAAGCACGGCAGGGGGGGCCUGGUUGGCCUGCUCCGCCAGAGCCUUUACGGGAUGAAGCAAGCAGCGAGGGUGUGGUAUUUCCUUGCGACGGAACACCUCACCACUCUAGGAUUCAAAAUCUCGCCGUACGAUGGCGGAUUCUUAUAUCACCCUAUUCGCAAGAUCUACCUGACAUUGCACGUCGAUGACUGUCGGGUAACGGGACCCCAAGAGCAGCAAUUAGACUGGAUAUUGGCAGAGAUUGCUAAAAGGUUUGAGACAAAGGAUGUCGAAGAGAACAAGCCCUACCUUGGAAUGGAAGUCAAACGUCAAAUGAACGGCGACCUAGCGGUUACCCAGAACCGUUAUAUCGAUGAGAUCCUUGAGGAUUUUGGAAUGGACAAGGUCAACCCGGCCAGCACGCCGAUGGCGGCCGGCAUACGCCUAGAAUUCUCACCAGAUGAAGAUAGCGGGUUAGAUGACGAUUUUACUGCUACUAGAUAUCGUCAAGGCUUAGGAUCGCUGCAGUAUUUGGUGUCAAGCAGCAGACCAGAUCUGGCAUUCGCGGUCAACUACCUCUCACGUUUCAACUCGCGUCCGCACAAGGAAUGCUGGGCAGCAUUAAAACACGUCCUACGCUACGUCAAGAAAACGAAGGAUCACGGAAUCCUAUACAAGAAGGAGAUGAUUGGGGGACUCAGUCCUGUCGCGUACAGCGACUCAGAUUGGGCAGGGGCAGACCCCCAAUACAAGUCAACUACAGGUUACAUUAUCCUGCUAAACGGAUCACCAAUCUCGUGGCGGUCGCAACGGCAGACCUCAGUUGCAAAAUCAACCACUGAGGCGGAGUAUAUCGCGGCAAGUGAGGCAGCGUGCGAAGUGAUCUGGCUGAAUGACAUGUUAUUUGAUGCUGGAUUAGUAGAAGGGAAAGCGAAGGUAUGCUCGCACCUGCGAGUUGACAACAAGGGCGCGAUAGAUCUAGCAAAAGGGGAGUCCUUGACAAGGAGGUCACGUCACAUCGAGAUCAGAUACCAUAUCCUUCGCGAUCUGGUUGAAAAAGGCGAAAUCAUGAUGGAACACGUUGGUUCUACGGCCAAUAUAGCUGACGGCCUCACCAAGCCACUGGCAAGGCCUGCCUUCGAAGAAUUUGUUAAGAGGAUUGGCUUAAUGGAAAUUGGCAAGAAGGGGUGA